GUACUGGUCCCUGCUGAUAAUGGAGUUUCGCCGAGUUCCUUUUCUUAUCUUGCCUUACAUUCUACUUACCCCAGCCCCAUGCAAUAGUAACCCUUCGACUGUCCUCUCUAACCCAGAGUGAUGAAGACAUCGAGCCUUCAUCCAACGACCACCAGGAGGGGGGAGGAAGACUUCGAGCCUUCAUCCAACGACCACCAGAAGGAACUACAACGCAUGUGCUGGAGGGACGGACUGUAUGCAAAGGAAUUCCCAGGAAAUGAUAAAUAUGUAGAUGGAUCCUGGCAAACCUGCUGAAUAUAUAUAAGCUUGGCUUUUAAAUGUGUGGUGUUUUUGCUUACCGGUGGGCAAGCUAGGAGGAAAUAUCCCCCUUGCCCCCGGCAUAUGCGCAGUGCUGAAUAAAACGUACCUGUUUUGUAAUCUCACUUGGGUUACAGAGUUUGAUUCCGCAAAUCAGUGGGCAUGGUGAGGGAUGGUUUGACAGUUGGACUAGAUGAAUUUAGAGGUAUUUUCCAACCUUAAUGAUUCUGUGAUUCCAUAAACAAAGACAAAAAAGGAACAACUCCAGGUUACACAGGAAAGGUUGAAAGAAGACUGCAGGUUUUGAUGAAGCCAAUGAUGUGGUUGCCCUUUUGGAUGGGUUAAAGCAGACUCUUAGGAGAGUACAUAUGGGAAUGGUUCUUCAGGGGUCCAUGGUCCACAGCAAGCGAGGCAGCUGGCAUUGGUGUUUUUUGAUGUGCACUGCCAAUAUAGGGGCACGCAGGAAGGCCAGCUGGGCUGCAGGCAGAGUCACUGUACGGGACAGAUUCUCUGCUGGUCUUCGUCAGAAACAAAUACAGAAGCACUCUUAAGUGCUUGAACCACAGUGAGUUUUGCUCCCUGUCACAAAAAACUCAAAGACAUUGUGGAUCAAUGCUAAACAGUCCUGUGGCAGUAACACAUGACAGCACAUUAGCAUGGUUUCCCAAGUGGCGCCUUAGAAUUGUUUUUGCUCUGAAGGAAAGGGUGUGCACCCUGUACCAAAUGUGGUUUGCAAUAAACUAACUUGCAUGCUCCUUGUUUGCAUGAGGCUCUUUAGAGAUUUACCACUGGACCACAACGUCCUGUAUAAUGCUGUGACUCAGCAGGUUAAUACCUGAGUUUCCUGAUUCUCCUCAGACAGUCAACUCCUGAUUUUACCUCCAGGGCCACCAUGUCUCACAGAGGUGGACAUGACUUCUCCUGUUGCUCUUUCCAUAUGUGUGGUCCUAAGGGAGAAGAUGCUGGGCUGGGGGAGGUGUCCCAUGCUACCUCACUGCUUCAUUUGCUGUCGACAGAGCUACUAAGAGGCUGCAGGUUGAACUUGGGCGAUGGAUACUUUGCCUUUGCCCAUUUGUUCUGAGUGCAAGCAGCAGUGGUGAAGGGAGAGCCACUUUACAGAGUAAGCGCCCAGUAGUGCCUAGAAGUAUUAUGGGCCUGCCGAGCUGAAAUAAUAAUUGGCUUAACACUUCUCUUUCUUGUCUCUCCCAAAAGAAUACUAAAAAUGGGUUUUAAUUUACCUUGAAUUAGCCUUUCCUUGGGUUUUACCCUGUAAGCAGUUAACAUCUCAACCAGCUGCAUUCUCUCAGUAGAAAUUACACACUUCUACAUUUUUCUGCUGUACCAUAGUAGGCUGAGUUGUAAAAGCUAAGGGAAACAAACACGGUUCGGUUUGCCUUGCUUGCCAUGUUGGUGAAUGUUACUUCCGCCUCUGUGAAAGUGUUUCAGUAUGAACUCGGUAUCAGCUGUGCCACGUUGUGGACCCAAGCAGGUUGCCUCUGGCUGGUGUACAGGUGCAAAUUCUGCUUUCUACAUGGGUGAUGACACUGCAGGGCACAUUUCUGGGCACUCUGCAGCUGACCAGUUUGCAAGCAGGAACAAUUUUUUCUCAGGAGGGUAAACUUCUGCACAGCCAGCUGAGAGCAGCAAGUAGUGACCUUGACAGUAGCAGUUUUUCUGCAGUUAUUCUCAUACUUCACUUCCCCAGACCUUUGCUGGUUACCCAGAAUGCACAUAAUAUGUAAACACGUGCAUUAUUACCUCUUUUCUUAGUCCCAUGUCCCUGUGGCAGAACAAACUUGUCUAAUUCCAAGUGUGCAUUUUCUAGCGUGCUUCUGCCUUCAGCAUGGCCCUCCUUCCCAUGCUUCCCUCAGCUGGCCAAGAUCUGCUCAUAACUUUCAACAGGUUCAGUGCUCUCUGAGCUCAUGAGGCUCAGGAACAAUCCCUGCUAAAGAAGCCUCUUGUACAGGUUUUUCCAUCACUUUAAUUCCAGCAACACUGAGUUAUGCUGCCAUGAGAUGAGUCAAAAUGCUGUUUGCUUGGAUAGUAUUCAAGGACAGCGAGAAGAAAAAAGCCUAUGUUCUGAUUGUGUGGGCUUUACAGGUUUUGAUGAGAGGUUUGCAAGCCACAGGAGAGCUGCAGAACUCUUCUGCAGGCUCUCAAAAGCUGAGACGUGCACUGGAUUGAAGCCCAUAGGCGAGAACAGAGCACCGCUGCCCAAGUGUGGAGUGCCAUGCAUUUUCUGGUCCUUCUGCAAGUCUAGUGGGUGUGAGGAGGGAGUUUCUCUUCCAGCUCAGGCUUCCCUCAGUUCCACUCAGGAGGGUUUGUUCUGCUUACAAAAGCUGCACAGCUCUUGUGUUCUUCCUCAAGAACAUCCCGUGUCUUUCUCUGCACCAACGACUUGAGGCAUGACUGAAGUCCUUCAGGGGGUGUGAAACUCUCCCUUUGUUUGUCCUUCAGCGUAACUGCACCACUUUCACAGUUGCACAAAGCAAAUGGUUUGAAGAGUAUGAAGGUGUAAAGCUGCUCAGAAUGGCUUCUGGCAGGGUGGGAAAUACAGAAAACCCAGUUAUUCCCUGGGUGGAAGGAAAUAGUGCUAUAAUGAAUCCAACGAUCAGUCCCCAUUCUGGUUCAAAAGAAAAAUCAGAGAGCAGAGCAAUAGUCACAAUAAGCAUUUUUGUUGGUAAAAAUUUCCAAUUAGGGCUCUUGGCAGCUGCUAAUUGCCCUACGUCUUGGUGCCAGAGAAUUGAGAUUUCAUCCAUAUUUAUAUCCUGGCUAAUGUAACUCUAGAAACUCCCAAUAGCCGGUGAUUUGCGGAAUCAAACUCUGUAACCCAAGUGAGAUUACAAAGCAGGUAUGUUUUAUUCAGCACUGCGCAUAUGCCGGGGGCAAGGGGGAUAUUUCCUCCUAGCUUGCCCACCGGUAAGCAAAAACACCACACAUUUAAAAGCCAAGCUUAUACAUAUUCAGCAGAUUUCCCGGGACCCAUCUACAUAUUCAGCAGGUUUCCCAGGAUCCAUCUACAUAUUCAUCACUUCCUGGGAAUUCUUUUGCAUAUGGUCCGUCCCUUCAGCGCAUGCGUUGUAGUUCCUUCUGGUGGUCGUUGGAUGAAGGCUCGAGGUCUUCAUCACUCUGCCCUUUUCACCCCACUGCUGCUUUUGCAGAGUCACUCUAUCUUCGGUCAACUCCUUGUACUGGUCCUUGCUGAUAAUGGGGUUUCACCGAGUUCCUUUCCUUAUCUUGCCUUGCAUUCUACUUAUUCCAGUUCCAUGCAAUAGUUAACCCUUUGAUUGUCCCUUCUAACUCACCGGCUGAUUGCCUAAUUCUUUCUUGAAUCCUGCUGAGCUCAUGGUCUUUAGGAUGCCUUCUGACAGACAGUAACCACAUGUAUAAACACGUGUAUAAACUAUGAACGCAUACAUGUGUUCUUACACAACGUGCAUGUGUUUCCCUUGUAUUUGUUCCAUGUCUGUUUUACUUGAACAUCCCUUGCCCUUGCAUUACAGAUGCAGGAGAUAAAUAAAACUCCUGCUUGUCUCCUCUGAGCCAUUCAGUACUUCACAUCCCACCCAGUGAAUGCUUGGACCAGACUCUGUGUGUGUGUAUGUUGUAGCCAUGCGGUGUGUGUUGAUUACAAGAUGUGGCUACUCUCCAUUAAUUCCUUCAGCUGUGCUCUCGCAUGUGGGGGAGACAGAAAUUUUAAGAAACAAGGUACAAUGCAACUCCAUCCCCUCUUCCUAGUAAAAAAUCCUUGUGCAGAAUAGGGACCAUUGAUCCUACAUAGUUAGUAAUUGAGAGAAAAAUUACUCAGGAGCACAAUAUUCAUUGCAGUCGGUGCUAAGCCAGGUGUGUGCUUUGGGCAGUUGCUGGUGGCUCUCACUGUCAGUUGCUUACUGUUCGUUCCCUCCUCCUCCUCCAGAGGUGACUGUGUGUGUGGGACAGUGCUGUGUGUGAGAGGGGCUUCAAGCAUUGCAUGUGCUAAGAAAUAAGAGCUGUGCACUUAAACCAAAAGCUGAUGAGAUUUUGUGGUGCUUGUCUGUCCUGAAGUUUUCCAUUCUCUUCUCUCACACUGUUCCUCAGGAAAUCCCUCUCUCUUGUCCUGGUUAGAGAAAAAUGCUUUGUGCCUAACAAGCGGAGCUGUUGCUGCUCUUCCAGUACACUGAACCUGGCUUUGGAGAUAACAACGGUGACUGUGAAUUUAAUGUGAUAAGUGUGAGCAGGAGAGAUGGUGGGAUAUCGGUAGUGGUGAGCAGCACUGCUGAAGUGUGCUUGGGAUCAUACACGGCCUGGUUCUGCUUACCACUGUGGUGAUAGUGAAAUUGUUGUGAGUUGUAAAAAAACAGCUGAGGCUGUGGGUAUAAUUGCUAGUUCCUGGUGCUAUCAUCUGAACAUGUGCUGGCCAGGAUCAGGGAGAGCCUCCAUAACAAAGGGUUUCGGUGGAAGAGUUGAGGUUUCUCACCAGUGCUCCUUAGUUCCGUUCUCCACAAGGAAUUCAAACCAUAUCACCACAGUUUUCUGAGUUUCUAUGACCUUUUCUAUUGCAUAAUAGUAUCUUGUGGUUGACAGUGCCAAAAACCAUAGGAACAUUCAGCUGAGCUGAGCAUAAGUGCUUUGCCCAUCAGCUGGGAUAUAAAAAACUCAGUGCUAUCCGGGUGAUUUCUUUCUUAUCCUGAUCUGUCUCCACACCGCACCAGACCCCAGUGUUCUGGAAUGGUAGUUUUAAGCAGGUAACUUGGCAAAGUCUUGGCUUUUUUGUUGGUUCACCUAGAAACAGAAUGUUUGAUGCUGGGUGGUGCUGGCCAGAACUAGUGUACAUAAGGCUUUUUGGAGCACCGGAGAGCAUGUUUGCUUUGUUUUGCUUUGUUUUGCUUUUUCUGGCCUCUCAGUUGCCUUUGUGAAAGAAGUGGCUUUGUUCAGCCACGUGUGAUUUCGGUUGUCCUUGGUGGGUAGGGAGACCACCGGGCAGAGUGACAGGGUGGGCAGCCAGAGGGAUCGCACUCUACAUUCCUGCUUCCUGCAAAGGAAGAGCUGUAGAGAGAAGGAAGAAGACAACGGAAAGAGGGAGGAUUAGCAGUACUUUCAAGAAGAAAUCUGGACUUUGGGCAUGUCAGACCCUGCUGGGAAGGGACAGGAAGAAAAUUCAUUUCUUGUUGGACUUCAUUGUCCACCCCCAGUGUUAAGAGACAAUGAGGAUGCUCUGACUGAAGCUCUGACUGAAUUCUAAAGCUUUCAAAAUGAAGAGGCAUAAGUUUCCCUGCAGGUGUCCCACAAGAAGGAAGAUUCUGAUCCUGUGUUUCACGGGGUGGGUGAUUGCACUCCUGAAGCUCCUCCAUGUUGAAAGACACUUUUUUCCACCUAAGAGCAUUUAUUUGGUUGAGCACUUCUUGAGCACAUCUUCUUUUGUUAGAAACAGAUAUUCCUACCUGAGAAACCACUUCCAGUAUGAAAUUAACUGUUCAUCUAUAUACGAACAAGAUCCCCAGGAAAUUGGCAAGAGUUUAGAGAUAAGAAGGAAAGAUAUAAUUGAUUUAGAUGAUGAAGAUAUCAUCGCAAUGACAAAUGAUUGCAACAUGUAUCGUACACUGAGGAAAUACCACCUGAAACCUGUUUCUCCAGAGGAAGAGAGUUUUCCAAUAGCCUACUCUUUUGUUGUUCACAAAGAUGCAGUGAUGGUUGAAAGGCUCAUACAUACACUGUACAGUCAUCAAAAUAUAUAUUGCAUUCAUUAUGACCAAAAAGCAGCAAGAAGUUUUAAAUCUGCUAUGAACAAUCUAGCUAAAUGUUUCCCCAAUAUUUUCAUAGCAUCAAAACUGGAGAUGGUGAACUACGCACAUAUUUCAAGACUGCAAGCAGAUUUAAAUUGUCUGUCUGAUCUGAUGGACUCUGCAGUUCCCUGGAAGUAUGUUAUUAACUUGUGCGGCCAAGAUUUCCCUCUGAGAUCAAAUUUCCAGUUGGUUGCUGAACUAAAGAAACUCGGUGGGGGAAACAUGCUGGAAACUGUAAAGCCAAGUAGUAGCAAAAGAGAACGAUUUACUUAUCAUUAUGAACUUAUGAAAGUGCCUUAUGAAUACAUGCAGAUGCCUGUGAAAACCAAUGUUUCCAAGAACCCACCGCCUCAUAAUAUCGAGGUAUUUGUUGGCAGUGCCUAUUUUGUUUUAAGUCGAGCUUUUAUUCAGUACAUCCUUAGCAGCUCUCUUGCAAAAGACUUUUUUGAUUGGUCAAGGGAUACUUACUCUCCAGAUGAACAUUUCUGGGCCACUCUUGUGCGUGUUCCUGGUGUGCCUGGGGAACUUUCGAGGUCUGCCCAAGACAUCACAGACCUGCAGAGCAAAACUCGUUUGGUGAAAUGGAGUUAUCUUGAAGACCAUUUGUAUCCUCCAUGCACUGGUACCCACCUUCGUAGUGUUUGCAUCUAUGGGGCUGCAGAAUUAAGAUGGCUUAUGAAUUAUGGGCAUUGGUUUGCCAAUAAGUUUGACUCCAAAGUAGAUCCUGUCCUGGUAAAAUGCUUGGCACAAAAACUGGCAGAACAACAAAAAGAGUGGGUUUAUUUGUCUUCUGACAAAUAUUUUCUGCAUAUCAAUCCUGCAAAUGCCUCUCUAUAGCAGUGCUGUUCUUCCAGCUGCCAGUACUGUGUACUGCUAUAGCUUCGGGCCUGGGAUUCUCCUGCCCUGACCUGCUGCAGAGGAGUUCCUUCUGCAUUAAGUUCAGGACUUUGAAGAGACAGGUAUCUGAGCACUAUUUGUGAAAUUAACAACUCUCUGGCUGACUGUUUUUUAACUUGCCACAACAAUCCCAUAACUAUUCUUCAGGGUGAUUCUGGAAGGGUAAGGCUUGCUUUUGGAGGCCCUGGCACUGUCUGUCCUAAUGGAAUACAUCAGAAACCUGUUUUACAAUAUGUGUUUGUGUCUUUCCUAAGAAACCCUACCAUGCCUGUUUGUCCCCUUUUCCUGCACUUUUGCAUUGAAGUAUGAAACAAAAACCUCUGCAUCUGCUACCUCAGGAAAACUGGAAGUGUCCAGCUCGCAGCCACAACUGAGAGAACAGCGUGACUUCCCUGAGCGGUGCAGCCCCUCCUGUGGCCUGUAGUGCCCUGCUCCCUGCCUGCAUGUGCUGACAGAGCUGUGAUGUGAAAACUUCUGUGUGGCACAAGGGAAGAGGUACCCUUGGAUGCCACAAGGAACAUAGCAUUGCAUCCUUUUCCCAGCUUGGCUGUGCAUGGUUUGUCUUUCUGGAGUCUGUGUUUGGGGCUGUGCUAUGCGUGUGGAAUGGGUGGUGGUGGAUUGAAGCAACCCUUGUGAACACAUGUGAAUAAUGCUCUACUGUUCUUCAAGGGCAGUAAAGAUAAUCAUGCCAAAAGAUGUCUGCCUUCAUUUCUACCCCUGCCAAUAGAAAUAUCCUCCUGUGAAAUCCCAGUCCUUCUGAGACAUCAUUUUUACAUGCAAUGGGCAACAAGUGCUACUUAUAAUCAGUGUUCAGCAGGGUCGUGCUGUGCUGAAAUGCAAAAUAUGCUAUGUCCAGCAGCAAUCAUAUGAACAGUCAUGCUACAGAUAGGAAAGCUGUGCACAGACAGCCCAUGCUGCCCAUGGCCUCCACCAUGGGAAAGGGCUGGGCGGCCUCCUCUCAGUGUGAGGCAAGUGUUGGUCAGCACAGAACCUUUGUGACUAAGAAACGGCCUUCGGCACUAGUGGGAAUUCUCCACAGUUUUGCUGUGCCACCAGCUCAGUUUUGGUGGUUCCAGUGGGCCUUGUGGUCCAGCUUGCUCUGCGCUACUGUGCCAUUUCCACAUAUCUAGCUCUUACCAAGGGGCCUCUUCCCAUGAGUGGCUUCAGGUAACUGGUUUUACUGAUCCUCAGAUUGCCACAAUGAUCAUGUCCUGUACCCACAAGAAAACUUAGUUUCUUCUUUGAGUUUUAGGAACCAACUCAUAUUCCUUUGUCUCAGUUUUUUUAAAAAAUUCAGCUUUUAUAAAUACAGUCACGAUCAACAGGCUUAUGGCUUGAGACUGGGCUUGAGUGAAGAGUCAUGGGCUGUUUCGCCAGUUGUGACACUGAUUUCCUUCCUGAGUCUUUAGACAAGCCAUCUGACUUUUCUGUUCCAGCUGUAAAAUGGGAACAACAAUGCUCCGCUACCUUGUCAAGCAUUUAGAAACCUACAGACGAUGUUUGUCGUGGGCUGGAUGCACAGUUCUAAUUGUUGAUCAAAGCUAUUUAUGAUUAAGUCUGUGUGUGCACAGGUAGAUUAUUUCUCUGAUGUACUGUUUCUCAAAUAAAUGGGGAUUAUUUUUAAAGUGUA
Messenger RNA from Numida meleagris (helmeted guineafowl), 8586 nucleotides. It is a transcript of the gene GCNT4, whose product is annotated as glucosaminyl (N-acetyl) transferase 4, core 2. Gene Ontology annotation, molecular function: acetylglucosaminyltransferase activity. The record is from RefSeq and is a predicted model, not a curated record. The transcript is spliced from 3 exons. Gene Ontology annotation, cellular component: membrane. The coding region runs from base 5529 to 6896 and encodes 455 amino acids. Lineage: Eukaryota; Metazoa; Chordata; Aves; Galliformes; Numididae.